CGUUCUUGCAAUGUUCACGAAACAGGAAACUUUCGGCCAUUUUUACCGAGACUUUUCUUUCGCGUCUAAUCACGAUGAAGAUCGGUCUUUGCGCGUACAGUGGAUAUAAAAUAUAUCCGGGCCAUGGCAAGACCAUGGUUAAAGUUGAUGGAAAGACCUUCACUUUCCUCAACUCGAAAUGCGAGUCUGCACACUUGAUGAGGCGUAAUCCUAGAAAAGUGACAUGGACCGUCUUAUACAGACGUAAACACAAGAAGGGACAGGAGGAAGAACAGACCAAGAAAAGAACAAGGCGGGCCCAAAAGUUCCAGCGUGCUAUUGUAGGUGCCUCUCUCACAGAUAUCUUGGCCAAACGUAACAUGAAACCAGAAAUUCGUAAAGCUCAGAGAGAACAAGCAAUCAAGGCAGCAAAAGAGCAGAAGAGAGCAGCAAAAGCAACAAAGAAAGCCGUUGCUCCUCCGAAAGCAAAACAAGUAGCUAAACAGAAAGUAGCUAAGGUGACACAAAAAUCUGCACCUCGCGUUGGAGGAAAGCGUUAAAAAGCUGUAACUAUAUAUAAAUAAAAUAAAAUAAUCCUA
Messenger RNA from Camponotus floridanus (Florida carpenter ant), 578 nucleotides. RefSeq names its product 60S ribosomal protein L24 (gene RpL24). Bases 75 to 539 code for a protein of 154 amino acids. The transcript has 5 exons. NCBI's taxonomy places the organism in Eukaryota, Metazoa, Arthropoda, Insecta, Hymenoptera, Formicidae. Gene Ontology annotation, cellular component: cytosolic large ribosomal subunit. Gene Ontology annotation, molecular function: structural constituent of ribosome; mRNA binding. The record is from RefSeq and is a predicted model, not a curated record. Gene Ontology annotation, biological process: cytoplasmic translation.